Messenger RNA from Ceutorhynchus assimilis (cabbage seed weevil), 1587 nucleotides. Lineage: Eukaryota; Metazoa; Arthropoda; Insecta; Coleoptera; Curculionidae. The record is from the annotation of a GenBank genome assembly.
GUCCAAACAAUUUCGUAUUUAACGGUAAAUCCGUAUAACCAAUCUUUCAGUUCGUGUUUUUGUGGAUUAUUUCUUGAAAUUAGACUUUCCAGUUGGAUAAAUUGUUGGAAGAACGUGCUAUCUAGUUGAUUUUUAUUGGUUUUUCCUGAGGUUAUGUUUAUUCUAUUUUGCAGUACCUUUUUGUUUGUUUUGUUUUCAGAUCCUUUUGUUUUUAAGAGAAUAAUGGCUUUUAAACACGUUCUGAAACUUUCAAGCAUCAAUGCUUUUAUAGAUGAUAACAAAAUUAUAAAAAGGGGUGAAAAUGCCUUGGAAUCCAGCCAUGUGAAAAAAAUGGAAUUUGACUCUGAUUUGCAGAUUAUUAGAGGGGAAGUAUUUGCUAGUAUGAAAGACAAAAGCUACAAGGUAUCUAUAGUAUUGGAACAGAAUGGUGAUAUUAGAGAAGCCACUUGCAUUUGUCCUAGAGGCAUAAAAUGCCAUCACAUCGCAGCGUUGGCUCUUUUUGGGCAUUAUCGUAUAUCGGUAACAGAUAAAGCAUGUGCAUGGAAUGCACCACCCAAACCAAAGGAUGGGCCAGUGAAAUGUGCAGAAGAGCUUUAUCCACCAAAGCCCUAUACAGCUCUCGAAGGUGGGGUACCAGAGGCAUCAAUCAACAGAUUGAAGGAAAGGCUACGCAGCUUCGGAAAUACUGUUGGUUUUACUUGGCUAUUGAAUGAGGAGUCAAUAAAUCCGCUGGAAAAUAGAUUUGCGAUAAUCGAAGAGAUAAUUUCUUCCAAGGAUUUUUUGGAGGCCACAGAUAAAGUGUCUGUGUUCAGACAGAAAUGUGCUGUCGAUGAUCAUUCGAUAAAAGACAUCGCUGCUACCACAACUGGUCAGGUGUCAAAUGAAAAAUGGUUCCUUGUGAGAAAAUUUCGUUUGACUGCUAGCAACUUUGGUGCUAUUAUUGCAGCGUGCCAAAGAAACAGAUUCCCAGUGAGUUUGUUCAAGACGCUCUUAGGCGAGUACAAUUUGGAUGGUAUCAAAGCAAUCCAGUGGGGCAGAACGCAUGAAAAAGAUGCUCUAGACCAUUUGAAGUCUAAUUAUAACUUGAAUAUUCGACCAACCGGAGUAUGGCUCUCAAAUUCAGGACUUCUUGGUGCCAGCCCUGAUGGAUUGAUUGAUGAAGAAGAGGCCAUUGUGGAAGUAAAAUGUCCUUAUUCUCUCAGAAAUAAUCAAUUGUCCGAAAAAUUAAAGAAUUUAAAUAAAUAUAUAAUUUUUUAUGAUGAUGAGGGCAAUUUAAUGUUGAAUACUAAUCACCACAAUUACUAUCACCAAAUUCAAGGUGCUUUACAUAUUUUAAAAAAGGAGAAAUGUUAUUUAUGUAUUUAUACGUUGAAAGAAACAAUUGUAACAGUUAUAGAGUUUGACGAUUCAUGGAAAGAAAAUCUUUCAGUCUUGGAAAAUUUCUAUAUAAAACAAUACCUACCAAAGUUGUUAGAAAAUUAAUUAAUAAAUUGUGAAUUUUUAUUUAAUGUGCUUUUAUUUAAUUCCACAAUGUAAGCAGAUGGAGUACACUGUUUGAAAAAUGUAUAUCAUUUAUUUUAGACUGAA